This is a messenger RNA of Linum tenue, 1805 nucleotides long. NCBI's taxonomy places the organism in Eukaryota, Viridiplantae, Streptophyta, Magnoliopsida, Malpighiales, Linaceae. The record is from the annotation of a GenBank genome assembly.
GAAGUUCACAUCAGUUUUCGUAUGAUCUUUUCGCUCAACCACAAGUCAAACACCGCAUUGACCAAAUGUCCGGCCACGUCAACCCUCUGUUCAGCUCCGGCACAGGCUCCGGCCUCCUCUUCUUCUUGCUUCUCCAUAAUCCCUACUUAUUAAGCUCUACUCCCUUCUCAUCACCAUUCACCAUCUUCGUCUUCUCGAUACUGGAAUCAGAACCAGAACCAGAACCAGUGUGCAGGUUAAUCUUGGUAGAGGCAUUGCUGGCCUUGAUUUCAGUAACUAGGGGCAGGGAAACAUGGAGAUCGAGCUAGAACAAGGAUGGGAGAUUAUUGAAAGGGGGAUUACUAGGCUGAAGAACAUCCUGGAAGGACUACCGGAGCCAAAGUUCAGCUCUGCCAACUACAUGGAGCUAUACACUACCGUCUAUAACAUGUGCACUCAGAAGCCUCCUCAUGAUUACUCUCAGCAGUUGUAUGACAGGUACAGGGAGUCCAUUGAAGAUUACAUUAAUUCAAUGGUAUUGCCAUCCUUGAGGGAGAAGCAUGAUGAAUUCGUGCCGAGGGAGCUUGUGAAGAGAUGGGCAAACCAUAAAGUUCUGGUUAGAUGGCUAUCUCACAUCUUUCAUUACCUCAAUCGGGAAUUUAUUCCCCGGAGGUCACUUCUGCCGCUUCGUGAAGUUGGGUUCAUUUGCUUCCGCACCCUGGUAUUCUAUGACUUCUAUCGGAAUCUUAGGGUUUCGGUACUUUCCUUGAUUGAUCAAGAGCGUGAGGGGGAGGAAAUUGACCGAGCUUUGUUGAAAAAUGCUGUGGAUAUUUUUGUUGAAAUUGGUAUGGGACGAAUGGAUUACUAUGUCCAUGAUCUCGAAGCCUAUAUGCUCAGAGCUACGGUUGCUUAUUAUUCUGACAAGGCUUCACACUGGAUCCAAGAAGAUUCCUGUCCAGAUUACAUGUUGAAAGUUGAGCAGCGUUUGACAAGUGAGAAGGACAGGGUUUCUCAUUACCUGCAUCCCAGCAGUGAGCCCAAGUUGUUGGAGUGUGUGAAGUGCUAGGUUAAGGACGCCCUUUCAAGUGUCUGUAUCAGCUGUUGAUGUUGUUUACGAUGUGUUGCUUUUCUACAUGGUAGAAAGUCCAAAACGAGCUGCUUUCUGUUCAUGGUAUCCAACUUCUCACGAAAGAGCACUCAGGAUUUCAUGUGUUGCUCAGAGAUGACCAGGUCGAAGAUUUAUCAAGAAUGUUCAGACUCUUCUCGAGAUUACAACAUCGCUUACAACUUGUUUCUGAUAUGUUGUGGGAGGUUGGUAUCAAGUAUCAACUGAGCAUAUUCCGUUCAAAUUGCCUUGCCCUUCCAUUGUUUUUCACUUUGAUUGCUUAUCCCUAACACAGUUUUGGGUUCCAUGGUGCAGCAUGUUACUGAUGAAUUUCCAGGUUUGGUACAACGGGCUGAAGAUGCUGCAAGCAACAACACGGUUUUUGACAUGGAGAAUGAGAUUGGGUUGCUGGAGGUGAAGUAUCAGGCUUACGUUAAUGAUUGUUUCCAAAACCAUCCUCUUUUCCAGGAGGCACUGGGAGCCGCUAUUCGGUACGUUCGCCAUCUAAAUACCCAACGACUACAGGGUUAACAUGGUGAUUACAACAACGGAUGUUAAAUCGUCUGCAGGGAUGUAAUUGUGUCUUUUCCCCUUUGUUGUAAUUACUUUGAUCCGUUGUUAAUCGUUGUUUACGGGUAUAAGUGGAUGUGUAAAUGGGUGCGGCAGACCUUAUGAAAAACUGUGAAAAACCGAGUAAAACAUCAACUGAUAUGGAAAUGAG